Molecule: messenger RNA, 1988 nt
Organism: Gamsiella multidivaricata
Lineage: Eukaryota; Fungi; Mortierellomycota; Mortierellomycetes; Mortierellales; Mortierellaceae
Product: chaperonin 10-like protein
Exons: 1
Coding region: 448-1569 (373 amino acids)
Molecular function (GO): oxidoreductase activity, acting on NAD(P)H
Source: RefSeq, a predicted model, not a curated record
GGAUGAGGAAAGGCGGCGUACAACACGACAUCAUGAAAUACUCAUAUUGCUCUGAUGAUGGACCACGUCUGCUUCUGGAUUAAACGACGCUAUCGAAUGCUAAGCCUCGGCAGCACAAGCGUGCUGAAGGACGCAUUUUUUGCUUUUAUCAACCGACCCUGGUAUGUACGCUAAUUAAUAAUGUCUAAUACUAGACCAAUGCACAUGUACAUUGUGUCCCCUAUGAAAUCACGCGGUAAUCAGCCUGUUAAAAAGCACGCAAUGCUUGCAAAUACAACGCUUACAAAUACAAUGCUUAUAAAAACGCUAUGGCAGACUUUAUUGCAUCUAUAAGUACGGUAGCUUGCUAUUUAUUGGCUUGCAUUUAAGCAGGUGCUUUGUUCACUAUAACUCCCUUUUCUGUCAUUCAGCUCACCUUAUCUACAUCACCAUCCGCAGUUUUCGACCAUGUCAACCCUUCCGUCUACCCAGAAAGCCGUCGCUCUACCGGCCAAGCGCUCUCCCCUCGUCGAGAUCUCGACCCCAGUGCAUCCCCCUGCCGCUGGCGAGGUAGUGGUACAUGUUCAAUGGACCGCGUCUUCACCCCUGGAUCUCCAUCGCUCUGAUGGUGGCCUUCUCAUCACCUCGUAUCCAGCCCUGCAAGGAAGCGGUGGCGCUGUGGGAACCGUAGUCGCUACUGGCUCCGGAGGCGACCUUAAGGGCCUCCAGGUCGGAGACCACGUCUCGACUUUUGCAUUCCAUGGCGGCAAGGAGGCGAAUCAACAGCAGUACAUCACCAUCCCCGCAUACCUGGCCUCCAAAGUCCCCGAAGGAAUACCGCUGCAGGCUGCUGUCACGGUGCCAGUGAACUUGGUCACCGUAUUUCACUCAGUCACAGCCGACCUCGAGCUCGAACUGCCAUGGCCUAUCCCAAAGGACUGGAAACCCAAGGCGGCGAACAGGCCUAUCCUCGUCUGGGGCGCCAGUAGCAGUGUAGGCAUAUUUGCCAUCCAGGUUCUCCGGCACUGGGGGUACACCAAUGUCCUCACCGUCUCGAGCAAUCAGCACCACGAAUAUCUCAAGAAUCUCGGCGCGACUGUCUGCUUCGAUUACAGAAAACCUGAUGUCGUGAACAACAUCCUGGACUAUUUGAAGGACGCGGAGGAGCCCAAGGUACCAUAUAUCUUGGAUUGUAUAGGAUCGCUCAACGGCACACUGGAACCCUUGGCCAAGAUAGCUCAGAGAGGCUCCCGGGUCGCCGUCAUGCUUCCUGUCAUAGUCAAGGAUGCAAGCGAGGAAGAGGAGCCAGUGUACGAGAUGGACGUCUCAAAAUGUCUGCCAGGCAAGUGGGCCAACGGUGCCAUUGUCCGCGGCGUGCGUACACAUUUCUACCUUCAGAACGACUUCUUCAAGGAGAAGCUGCAGCCGGAGAUUUUACCUUCACUGUUAGCCCAAGGGAUCAUCAAGCCCAAUAACCAGCGGGUAGUUGAAGGAGCGACGCUGGUCGAGAGAGCGCAGAACGCCCUAACUCUACUGAGGAGUAAGGCCGUUAGUGGGGAGAAGCUGGUAUAUAAGGUAUCGGAGGCGUGAGAUGGGCUGUCAAGGAUGAGUGGCGUCUGAGAUGGCUUCAAUGUGUGAUAUAUUCUUACCGAUCACGCCACAGCAAUAUAUGUAUAGCCACUCUUUGUUCAUUACAACCUCCUCUUUCACAACUAAAGCUAUCUUUCACAGUCCAACUUUUCACCACUGUUUCCAUCGUAUUGUACACGGAGUGCCAAGUUCUGGCAUAUCACAUUGCUUCGUCUAACGUAACUGUUCGCCAAGACUCUUCUUCAUAGACUACCUGUAUAAAUAUCCCAGCCUCUUGUACAAUACACAGUGCUGCAUAUUCAGCCGAGUCCAGCGUGCUUUAUUACUAUAUAAAUCUAUCACCUCUGAAACUUAAUCUAGAGUUGAUUAAUAAAUAUUGUGUAGAUGUGUGUUUGGAGACACAUCUCUUUCUCACUGAC